Metarhizium album ARSEF 1941 is the source of this 615-nucleotide messenger RNA. RefSeq names its product Arsenical pump ATPase, ArsA. The transcript has a single exon. Gene Ontology annotation, cellular component: GET complex. Gene Ontology annotation, biological process: post-translational protein targeting to endoplasmic reticulum membrane. The coding region runs from base 1 to 615 and encodes 204 amino acids. NCBI's taxonomy places the organism in Eukaryota, Fungi, Ascomycota, Sordariomycetes, Hypocreales, Clavicipitaceae. The record is from RefSeq and is a predicted model, not a curated record. Gene Ontology annotation, molecular function: ATP hydrolysis activity; ATP binding.
AUGUCCUUCGCCGAGGUCCUCAAGCAAGUCAAGUCGCUCUCGUACGAAACCAUCAUCUUCGACACGGCGCCGACCGGGCACACCCUGCGCUUCCUCCAGUUCCCGUCGGUCCUCGAAAAGGCCCUCGCAAAGGUGUCGCAGCUGUCGUCGCAGUACGGGCCGCUGCUCAACGGCGUCCUCGGCUCGGGCGGCGCCCUCCCCAACGGCCAGAGCCUCGGCGACAUGAUGGACAAGCUCGAGUCGCUGCGCGAGACCAUCUCCGAGGUCAACGCGCAGUUCAAGGACGCCGACCUGACGACCUUUGUGUGCGUCUGCAUCGCCGAGUUCCUGAGCCUCUACGAGACGGAGCGCAUGAUCCAGGAGCUGUCGAGCUACGGCAUCGACACGCACUGCAUCGUCGUCAACCAGCUGCUGUUCCCCGGGAGGGCGAGCGCGUGCGAGCAGUGCAACGCCAGGAGGAAGAUGCAGAAAAAGUACCUCGACCAGUAUGAGGAGCUGUACGCCGAGGACUUUAACGUCGUCAAGAUGCCCCUGCUGGUCGAGGAGGUGCGCGGCAAGGAGAAGCUGGAAAAGUUUAGCGAGCUGUUGAUGAAGCAGUAUAUUCCUCCCGAGUAG